GUGUGAGUGUGUGUGUGUGUGUUGCGGUAUGCAUGACAGCUCCGCGAUGGGCCGCCGUUGUGACGAUCUGGGGGCGUUGUAUGUGUGACACAUGUGUGGUGGUGAUAUUUUGUGUUUUCCUAGUCCCGAUUGUAUACCGGUUCACAUUAUCGUUCGAGGAUUCUUCGAAAUUUCGCCCCCACGCGGUAAUCGUCGCCUCGCUCCUGAUUUGGUUGCACUUGGGUUGCAUUUUGUUUUUUUUUUCUCGUGCUUGGACAUUUACGUGCGGAUAAAUACGCCGCGCGGCGUACCGCAUCAUGCAAUAAUAUUGCAUCAAACUGCGAAAUCCCCCGACGUGAUAAUUCCCUCUUAAUAAUGGAGGAUUCCACGGAAGCUCAGAAGUGGCAGCAACACCUGACGCUACUGCGGGAGCAAUAUGUCAAUUUGUACAAUGCGAACGCCGAACUCCAGAAGGAGUACGCUAUCGUUACCGCCGACAAGCAAGAAUGCGGAUUUGUUGGUAGGCUAUUGGCAACGAUAGCAUCGUUAUAUUGUCAACAUCGCUACAGUGAUAUAAAUAUAAAACUUAUCGAUCAAGAAAUACCAGCACAUAAGUUUGUAUUGUCCGCUAGGACUGAUUUCUUCAAUGAUUCAGUUCUUGUUGAAAAAACUGUCUUAGACUGGAGUAAUUUAGAUAGCACCGUUGCAUCUGUAUUGUUAAAAUGGAUUUACACAGGCAAAGUAUCACAAGAAAAUUUGACUUUGGAUCUAAUGAAAGCUGCAGCUAGCUUCCAAUUGUCAGAAUUGGUAGAUCAAUGUGAGAAGUAUUUGAUUGGAACAGUUGGACUAAAGGAUUGUGUGGUAUUGUAUGCAGCUGCUGAAGAGUUAGGCACUAUGAAGUUAAAAGAACAUUGUGGCUCUUUAAUUUCGGCACACUGGGAAGAUCUUACAGGUGAAGAUUUCAAGGAGAUGCCAGGUUCUUUGUUGUAUAAAUUAUUGCAAACAAAAAGUAAAUAUCCUCUGCACGCGGCAGUUCGUUUGAUGCGCGAAGACGUAGUGUUCCUGUAUUUAGUGGAAAAUAAUGCUGAGCUUCCAAGAGCAGUCAACGCCGUAGAUCACAAGGGUGAAACGGCUCUAGAAGUUGCUUUGAAGACUCGCCAGCCAUCUCUAGCCCGCACCUUGGUUGAACAUGGAGCAGACUUGUGCGCGAAAGAAGCAAGAGGUCUAUCCUUGCUUCAUUCCGCUAUUCUGAAAGGGGAUUCCUAUUCGUCCGAAUUCAUAAUCGAGCAGCUGGAGAACAGCGGUAGCGGACAUAAAUUAUGCGAGCCGAUAAAAAUCGUUGAGAGUGCAAAGGAUAUAGCCGAUCUUAAACAGAUGGAAGGCUGCACUGCUUUGCAUUUGGUAGCAAAGCAUAAUACGGAAAAUAUGCUGGCAGUUGGAUCGAGAUUACUCCAAGCGGGGAUCAAUCCGAACUUACAAGAUCAUAGAGGAUGGACUGCGCUUCAUAGUUGUAUUUCGGAGAAGAAUGAAAUGCUGUUCAAUCUUCUGCUCGAAGCGAAGAACGUGGAUUUAGAUAUGACCACGAACGAGGACGAUACGCCGUUGUGCAUCGCGAUGAGGGCGGAUCCCUUAGACUACUAUUUCGCGUCAGAAUUAUUGGCCAAAGGCGCCACAUCAAAUCCGACGUACAACAGCAACGGUGACACGCUUCUUCACAUCUUGACGCGCGAAUGUAAGGAAGAAGCGGCAUUGUUCUUAGCGGAGUUCUGUAAAGGCAGUUUAACGAAAACCAACAACGAAGGUCUCACGAUACUACACGAGGCAUGCAAGGUCGGCCUGAAGAAUCUGACUGCUGUCCUGCUGAAGAGCGGUUUGCCGACGGAUGAUGUCACUUUCACCACCGGUGACACGCCGAUUCAUCUCGCCAUUUCGAAUCUGUACACCGACAUAGUCAUGGAAUUGCUGGACGCCCCAGACUCGAGUUCGCAGUUGGUCAUUAAGAAUAAGGCGAACGAAACGCCUUUGAGUCUGGCGAUAAAAGCGCCGUUCAAGAAGGGCAAAGAUAUUGUGCUGGCGCUGAUCAAAGCUGGGGCUAAUGUGAACGAAUGCAACGAAGAGGGUCUGACGUUGUUGCACCAGGCGAUACUGAAGGAGGACUCGGCCACAGCAAUAUUCCUUUUGGAAAACGGUGCCGACAUGAAUGUGAGAACGGCUGACGGAGAGACGCCUCUGCAGUUGUGCGUACAUUGUCGAUUGGGCGAAGUGGUGGAAGCCCUUUGUAGACGAGGCGUAGACACCUCGAUAGGGUGCCCACUGUGGGACGCUUUGGAUUCGGAUCAAGAGGAUACCGCAUCGAUCUUGGUCAAACACGGAGCAGAUACCGAUUGCUGGGGAUCCGGGCCCGAUGGUUGCCAACAAACGCUGCUGCACAAGGCAAUUGACGACAACAAGGAAGAUAUUGCACAGUUUCUGAUCAGAAGUGGAUGUGACCUAAACGCCCCGAGACGACCCGGUCCGGACGGUGCGGGAGGAGAUGAAGCAAGAGACGAGUGUACGCCGUUGCAUUUGUGCUGCCAAUGGGGGCUGGAGCAAGUGGUGCAAACACUCAUCGAGCACGGUGCCGACGUGAACGCUCGCGACGCGGAGGGAAAGACUCCGGUGCAUGUGGCAAUACAGAAUCAGCAUUCGCAAAUCAUAUCUCUGUUGCUGUGCCACCCAAACAUAGACCUGAAUAAACGGGACAAGAAGGGCCUGACGCCGUUCGCGACUGCCCUAACAGUUCGCAGUAACAGUGCCGUGCAGGCGAUAUUGAGGAGAUUGCCCAAAGCUGCCGAGCAAUAUGACAAUAAGGGCAGGAACUUCUUGCACACCGCCAUACAGAAGGGCGACAUGGAGAGCAUCUUGUUUCUACUGUCGAUACAAAUAGACGUAAAUUCGAGAAUACAGGAUGUUAUGCAGACGCCACCUCUACAUCUCGCCGCCGUGUCCGGAAACGAGUUGCUAGUGCGAAGUUUAAUUCUAGCGGGCGCUCGUGUAAACGAUACGGACGUGAACAGGAACACCGCUCUGCACGUAGCGGCUAAAGCGGGCCAUUCGGCUGUUGUUUGCGCGUUGUUGCAAAACAAUAUCAACUUCGACGCGGUGAACGCAAACGGCGACAACGCCUUACACGUGGCGGUGAGAGAGGGUCACGUAUCGGUGGUACGGACGUUAUUGACUGAGAGCGAGCUGAACGCAGAAGCUGUGAAUUUAAAAGGUCGCAACCCGUUGCACGAGUUGGCCAGAUGUGGCAGAGACAACGCCGCGACGAUCUGCGAGCUGUUUUUAGAAUGCAUGGCGAAGUAUCCGGUCAACAACGCAGAUCUGGAUGGAAAUACACCACUGUUGAUCGCAUAUAUGAAAGGCAACGGUAAUCUUUGCCGAACGUUGGUGCGAGCGGGAGCAUGCUUAGGUUCGAUGAAUAAAGACGGGAUUACUAUUUUUAAUUACCAGGUAGCAACAAAGCAAUUAUUGUACAGACUGUUAGAUUCUCUAACACAGGAAGCACCAUGGUCUGAUAAGGACUGCUGCUUGGAAUGUGGGACAAAAUUCUCUCUAACAAUGCGAAAACAUCACUGUCGACACUGUGGACGAAUUUUGUGCAGCAAAUGUUCUGGCCAGGAUGUACCGAUCAUAAAGUUCAAUUUGAACAAGCCGGUACGUGUAUGCGAUGUGUGCUUUGAUGUAUUGCAGGGUGCUGAGAACUUUACAAAAGAAAACUUUCGCAAUUAACAGUAAGAGUUUCUACGAAAACCAAUGAAGAGAUGUCAUUCCAAUGUUUUUUAUAUGAAAAGAAAAAGCAGUUCAUGCUGAAAUCGGAAGUCUGUGUGUAAUUCUAUGUCAUUGAUAUUUUAUGUAUUCUAUUGUAUACAACAUGAUCGUUCAUGUUAAGAUUUGUUAAAAUUAGUUUAUAGAAUUGAAAUACAGAUGAAGAAAUUAUA
Harpegnathos saltator (Jerdon's jumping ant) is the source of this 3959-nucleotide messenger RNA. RefSeq names its product rabankyrin-5. Gene Ontology annotation, molecular function: protein binding; metal ion binding. Bases 355 to 3750 code for a protein of 1131 amino acids. The transcript is spliced from 13 exons. The record is from RefSeq and is a predicted model, not a curated record. Lineage: Eukaryota; Metazoa; Arthropoda; Insecta; Hymenoptera; Formicidae.